AUGAUAGUAAGAAAAAUGCACUUUCGAAGUUUCUUUUAUUUGCAAUUAAUCGUCACCUUGUAUGCAAACAAUGUCAACAUAAUUCGCGAUUAUUUUCUUUUUAAACAAGUCAACAGGGUGGUUGGAUUUUCUUGUGGAAACAGUGAAAAUGACUAUCAAAUCAUCCGAAUUUUUAAUGAUGCUGGAAUCGCAGCCUCCAUAAAGCAACUUACAUCAAACAUCGACAUAUCACAAUUUUUGUACAGUGAUCAUUGGAAUUUAGGAGUGUUCUUGGAUCUACAGUGUUCCUUUACAGACGAUGAUGUCGUUAAACUUUUCAGCGAGACUUCAGCCUAUUACAUGUUCGAUCAUCUGCACCAGUGGCUGAUUUUGGGAGAGAGUAUGAACCGUACUAUUCAAUUAUUAAACGACAGCGUGUUCAGCAUCAUCACAGAUGUAGUCAUUUCUGUACCGAAGAAUGACGAUUAUAUUUUAUACGAUGUGUAUAAUCAUUGCAAACCUUGUGGUGGUUUAUUGAACAUCACAGAAUUUGGUAACUGGAGAGAAAAUGAUGGAUUAGACAUUAACUUGAAAACAGAUAAGUUCUCCAGAAGAUGGAAUUAUCAUAAGAUGAAAGUUAGAGUUGCUGGUGUCGUAACUCAGAGGCCUAAAGAUCAAAUUUUGACAGAGUAUCUUCAGGAGCAGAACAGUGUGGCACUUACAGAUAACUGGCCGAAAUUUGGAUAUUCACUCAUAGUGCACAUUGCUGAAAUAUUCAAUUUCACUUUGGAAGUGUUGGAAUUAGACCAUUGGGAGAAAAAUGAUAGGAACGGCCCGCUGGUUACUGGUCUCAGUAAACGUACUUUUGAUUUGGGAUACUAUCCUUCGAUUUUAACAAACGAAAGACUUAAUUAUGCGGACGUGAUCACACAAGUUUGGCCUGUAAGAACUUGUUUUAUGUUUCUCACUGUACCCUCAUCAAAGAUAGACAUAAAUAUAAUCUUUAGACCAUUUUCAACAAAUGUUUGGUACAUGAUAUUUUUAUUAUCGUUCAUUAUAAUAUUCGCCUUGUGGAUGAUAUUAAAAGUGGAGAAGAACGUUAACAAUUCCGAUUGUGGAACAACGGUUCUUAUUAUUGUAGCUGCAAUGUGUCAACAAGGUUUACCAUUUGUCAGCAAUAAAUGGGCAGGUCGUGUAGCAUUUCUUCACACAAUGAUCUUUGGUUUACUUGUGUAUAAUUAUUACUCAGCAGCAAUAGUAUCAGCUCGACUGAAUGCACCUUCAAAUAAAAUGAAUGAUUCAUUAUAUUCAUUAAUAAAUAGCAAAAUGAAGCUUACAGCUUACAAGGAUAUUUACUUCAAUUUCUUAUUACGAGCUCCUAUACCGGAAGUACAAUAUUUCAAGAAAUACUGGGACAUUAUACCAGAAAAUAAAAAGUUUCGACCAAUAGAAGAGGGUGUAAAGGGAAUUAUGAACCCUAGAUAUGCUUAUCAUGCAGAUCCUAUCAAUAUUUAUCCAGUGAUUGAACGUAUGUUCAGUAAACAGAUGAUUUGUCAACUUAGUGAAAUACAUUUGUUUAGACCUAACACAUUAGGUUUAUGGUCAACUAAAAACGGUCCAUUUCGAGAGAUAACAAAGAUCGGCCUUAUUAGAAUAGCUACCGCAGGAAUCAGAAAGAGGGAAAUACUACGUUGGACCUCUAGGAAGCCUUAUUGUGACAAAGACAAACAUUAUGUAUCAAGCGUUACCAUUCACGAAACAAUACCAAUAAUACUUCUUUUAUUUAUUGGAAUUGUACUGUCUGCUAUAAUUUGUUUUAUCGAGAAUAUUGUUUUUCAUGUGUUGCAAACAAAACAGGGGAAGGAAAAUUAUAAACAAGUUUUGCAAAAAAAUAUAGCUGUAAUUAGAAAGAAAAUUGUAACAAAACAAUGAUUUC
This is a messenger RNA of Osmia bicornis bicornis, 1915 nucleotides long. RefSeq names its product ionotropic receptor 75a-like. The transcript has 9 exons. The record is from RefSeq and is a predicted model, not a curated record. Bases 1 to 1911 code for a protein of 636 amino acids. NCBI's taxonomy places the organism in Eukaryota, Metazoa, Arthropoda, Insecta, Hymenoptera, Megachilidae.